Molecule: messenger RNA, 1446 nt
Organism: Antrostomus carolinensis (chuck-will's-widow)
Lineage: Eukaryota; Metazoa; Chordata; Aves; Caprimulgiformes; Caprimulgidae
Gene: RUNDC1
Product: RUN domain containing 1
Exons: 4
Source: RefSeq, a predicted model, not a curated record
AGUGAGCAAGAGAAGCAGGACCAAACUGAGGUCCAGAAGGAGAAGCAGAGGGAGUUGAUCCUGCAGCUCAAGACGCAGCUGGAUGACCUGGAGACGUUUGCUUACCAAGAGGGCAACUAUGAUUCUCUGCCACAGUCUGUGGUUAUGGAAAGACAACGGAUGAUUAUAAAUGAGUUGAUAAGGAAGCUGGACAUGGAUUUGAGUGAAGAUAUUGCAACGCUCUCUCCAGAGGAAUUGCGACAGCGUGUGGAUGCUGCCAUAGCACAGAUUGUUAAUCCAGCCAGGGUGAAAGAGCAGCUGGUGGAACAACUGAAGACACAGAUAAGGGACCUUGAAAUGUUCAUCAACUUCAUUCAGGAUGAAGUUGGAAGCUCUGGUAAGGUGGAAGAUGGACACUGUGACUGUGCAGGCAGAAAAGAUGGUGGUGGCUCCUACAAACCAAAUACACGGUCUUCUGGAAAUAGAGUGAACCCAGAAGAUGCCAGAAAGAUGCGAGAAACGGGCCUGCACCUCAUGCGUCGCAUGCUUGCUGUGCUACAGAUAUUUGCUGUCAGUCAGUUUGGUUGUGCUACUGGUCAGAUACCUCGCACCCUCUGGCAGAAGGACCAAGCCAACAGGGACUAUUCCCCCUUAAUUAAGAAACUGGAGUGGUCAGUAGAGCGAGUGAGGCAGCUAGCCAUGAAACACCAGCAGGAAGACCACGUUAUCAGCUCCUCGGAUCUGCAGGACGUUCCCUUGGGAGGCAGAGAUGAGCUGACUCUAGCUGUGCGGAAGGAGCUGACCAUUGCUCUGCGAGACCUGAUGGCUCACGGGCUCUACGCCUCUUCUCAAGGAAUGAGCCUGGUGUUGGCACCCAUCGCGUGCUUGAUUCCUGCGUUCACCUCCUCCCCGCAGACCAUGCACCCCUGGGAGCUCUUCGUGGAGUAUUACAACGCUAAGAAUGGACAAGCCUUCGUGGAAUCCCCGGCCCGCAAGCUCUCCCAGUCCUUUGCCUUGCCUGUGACAGGAGGAGUGGCCGUUACCCCCAAACAGAGCCUGCUGACAGCGAUCCACACUGUCCUCACCGAGCACAACCCCUUCAAGCGCAGUGCAGACUCUGAACUGAAAGCUCUGGUGUGUAUGGCCCUGAACGAGCAGCGCCUGGUCUCCUGGGUAAAUCUGAUCUGCAAAUCUGGAGCUCUGGUACAGUCCCACUACCAGCCAUGGAGCUACAUGGCAAACACGGGCUUUGAGAGUGCACUCAACGUUCUCAGUCGCCUGAGCAACUUGAAAUUCAACCUCCCAGUGGACCUGGCUGUCCGGCAGCUGAAAAACAUCAAAGAUGCUUUUUGAUGUAUUUUUAUUGUAGAUCAUCCAUUUUCCACGAGUAGGCAGCUGUUGGGCUCAAGAAGCCUGGCUUUUUUAAGACCCAAGUUUGACUCUGAAAUUUGCUUUUAGGGAAACCUU